Molecule: messenger RNA, 519 nt
Organism: Striga hermonthica
Lineage: Eukaryota; Viridiplantae; Streptophyta; Magnoliopsida; Lamiales; Orobanchaceae
Source: the annotation of a GenBank genome assembly
AUGUUCAGAGCCUCCGGUUUCGAGGAUAUCGAGAGCAUCGACGAAGAAUGUUUGGAUGAGGGGCGAGAGGAGGAGCGGGAGAAGGAAAAAGAAAUAAAAAAGACGACGAAGGAGAAUAAAAGGCGGUUGGUGGAUGCGUCUUUGUAUUCGGUCAUGGAAAAGGAGAGGAUUUGGAGAAGAAAUAGUUGGGACGGGAGGAUGAAUGAAGGAGAGAGAAAGAGGUCUUUCUCGUCUGACGAACAAAAUUUCUUUUCCUCCUUUCUAUACCGUCGUGCGCCACCGCCACCGCUACCGCCCCUGUACGCCGUCCACUCUCCGAAAAGGGACAAGGGUCAGACGUGGUCUUCACCUAUAGUGGGUCAGGGCCAUUUAGAUCCAUACACCACAGAUCUUGAGCAGAAGCGACUCAUGCUUCAAAUGUUUCAGGAAGAGAAUCCAGGCUUUGACUUUUCACAGGCUCAGUUCUCUGGAGGUUGCCCUGACCCGUGGACCUUCAUGGGUGGCAUCCGUUCUCCUUAA